Penicillium oxalicum is the source of this 1212-nucleotide messenger RNA. RefSeq lists its product as uncharacterized. Gene Ontology annotation, molecular function: starch binding. The record is from RefSeq and is a predicted model, not a curated record. Bases 1 to 1212 code for a protein of 403 amino acids. The transcript has 2 exons. Lineage: Eukaryota; Fungi; Ascomycota; Eurotiomycetes; Eurotiales; Aspergillaceae.
AUGUUGCUCUCCUCUCUUUUGGCCGUGCCAUGGCUUGCCUCUCUAGUUACUGCCCACGGCUACUUGACUGUCCCAUUCAGUCGAACCCGACUUGGAUUUGAGGCUGGCAUCGACACCUGUCCCGAAUGCUCCAUCCUCGAACCCGUCACUGCUUGGCCCGACGUUGAAGCCGCCCCUGUAGGUCGCAGCGGACCUUGUGGCUACAACGCUCGCGUUGGCGUUGACUACAACCAACCCAGCGCCCACUGGGGCCAAUCUGUCGUGGCCACUUACACGGCGAACCAGGUCGUCGAAGUCCAAUGGUGCGUCGACAACAACGGCGACCACGGUGGCAUGUUCACCUACGGUAUCUGCCGCAACCAAACCCUCGUGGACCUCUUCACCAACCCCAACUACUUGCCCACCAAUGCCGAGAAGCAAGCUGCCGAGGACUGCUUUCUCGAUGGCGAACUCAAGUGCACCGAUGUCACGGGGCAAACCUGUGGGUAUAAUCCAGACUGUCAGCCCGGUCAGCCUUGCUACCGGAAUGACUGGUUCACCUGCAAUGCAUUCAAUGGGGAUUCAAGUGGCGGGGUACGCGGCUGCCAGGGAGUAGAUGCGGCACCACUCAACUCGUGCAAGACGACAAUCGCCGGCGGGUAUACCGUGACCAAGAAGAUUCGCAUUCCGGAUUACAAUUCCAAGCACACCCUGCUGCGAUUCAGAUGGAAUUCCUUCCAGACAGCCCAGGUUUACUUGCAUUGUGCAGACAUUGCAAUCUCCGGAUCCGGAUCUGGCUCAGGUUCAAGCACCACAUCCAAGACAACCUUGACGACAAAAACCACUACCGCUACAAGCAAGACCAGCACUACCACCGCCGCCGCUACCACAACUACCACCGGGACCUGCUCCCCCGCUAGCUCCGUCCCUGUAACUUUCAACGAACUUGCCACAACCACCUUCGGCGAAAACAUCUACCUUGUCGGGUCCAUCAGCGAGCUCGGCUCAUGGGCCACCUCCUCUGCAAUCGCUCUAUCCGCAAGCUCGUACACAACCUCGAAUCCCCUCUGGACCACCACGGUCAACCUCCCUGCCGGAACCAGCUUCCAGUACAAGUUUAUCCGGAAGAAGAGCGACGGCAGCGUGGUGUGGGAGAGUGAUCCCAACCGAAGCUACAGUGUGCCCACAGGAUGUUCUGGGAUCAAAGCCACUGCCAGUGGAACGUGGCGGUAG